AUGGCUGAGGCUGCAGUGCCAAGGGCACCGGCCGCACCUGGUGCAGGCGCAGGACCAGAGCCAAGGGAAGGCUCUGCGCGACGAGGAGGCAGAGGAGGCAGAGGCGGCCGCAGCGGUCGUGGUCGCAGAACUCCCAGGGAUGGCGGUGGUGGUGGUGGUGAUGGUGCAGACCGGCCUCAGCCCAGCAAUACACAGGCGGCUGACCCUGCGCUGGCUCAAUCACAUCGUGCAGAGAGCAGUCAUGACAACGCCAACUCGACAAACGGCUCGCAAUCAAGCGGCAGAGGUGGGAGGGGAAGAGGUGGUCGAGGAGGUCGGCCACUGAGGAGAGGCGGCAAUCUUGCAGGUGGUCGUCCAGCGAGGACCACGAUUGGUGCCAUCCCACGGUCUUUCGGAGGACAUCUGACAACAGACACUGGCUCCGAAGCAGGAGAUAAUGCCGGCCUGAACGCUGAUGCUCACGAAUUUGUUCCAGGCCAGCCUGUCAAGACAAAUGGAAAGAAGGCGCCAGCAAAGCCCAAGGCUACGCCGACCCGGAGGAUGUCCAGGUCGACAGCUCCUGAUCUGCCGACACGAAUCCAUGAGGACAUUACCAAUGGUCAUUACGAGUGUGUCAUCUGUACGAACGAAGUGCUGCCAAACUCACGAAUCUGGUCAUGCACCAUUUGCUGGACAGUGACACACGGCACGUGCGUCGGAAAAUGGUACACGAACCAAACGAAGACUGCCGAAGACAAGUCCUGGAGGUGCCCUGGCUGCAACUCGGGCAUGGGCGUAGAGGAACCGGCCAAAUAUCACUGCUGGUGUGGCAAAGAGCCAAAUCCAAGGUCUAUUCCGGGGUUGAGCCCACACAGCUGUGGGCAAACAUGCUCGAAGCCCCGAGGGACAUGUCCACAUCCCUGUCCGCUUGAAUGUCACGCGGGACCCUGCCCCCCGUGCCUGAUGAUGGGACCGAAGCAGUCAUGCUUUUGUGGAAAGAACACCUCGACGAAGCGCUGCGGCGAGACAGACUACGUCAACGGCUGGAGCUGCCACGAAAUAUGCGGCGAUCUGCUGCCGUGCGGAGAACACGAGUGUCGUCAAGAAUGCCAUCCCGGCCUCUGCGGUAGUUGCCAGGUGCCAGUGCCUUCACUGUGCUACUGCGGCCGAGUUGCAAAAGAUCUCGCAUGUGACGAGCGUGGCGACAAGGAGGAAUCUUUCAAUUACGGUCAGAUCGGAAAUCCAGACACAGUCAUUGUGGACGAGUUUCUCCCCGAGAACGCUUUCUGGGGCUCAUUCGACUGCGAAGGGGUCUGCGAGCGACCCUUUGACUGCGGCAAGCACAACUGCCAGCGGUCGUGCCACCCGCAACAUCUUGAGGAGGCUCACUGUCCGUACUCGCCCGAUAUCGUCACUCACUGCCCAUGCGGGAAGACCCUGCUCAGCGACAUCCUCGACAAGCCGAGAGGCAGCUGCGAGGAGCCAAUACCAAAGUGCAAGAAGACCUGCGGUCGUCUGCUGUCCUGCGGCCACGAGUGUGAUCGAGCCUGCCACGAGGGCGCAUGUCCACCAUGUCUCCAAAGCAUGGACAUCAACUGCCGAUGCGGUCGGACGGUUACAGGCACUGUCUGUCACCAGGGAAAUGUUUGUGCCCCUGAGUGCAUGAGAAUAUGCCGUGCCCAGCUCAAUUGCGGCAGGCACGAGCAUGGCGAGCGCUGCUGUCCUUCUGAGAAGAAGGCCAUGGAGCGGGUUGCUGCUAAGAGGAAGAACAAGAGCACGGCCACAGCCAACGAAGACGUCGAGGCGGAGCAUAUCUGCAUCAGAGUUUGUGGCCGCGAGCUGAAAUGCGGCAGCCACCGAUGUCAGCAGAUGUGCCACCGCGGACCCUGCCCUUCUUGCCCAGAAGCAGUCUUUGACGAGAUCAGCUGUCAUUGUGGACAGACCGUACUAUAUCCGCCACAGCCUUGCGGCACACGGCCGCCUGAGUGCCGCUAUGAUUGUACAAGAUCCCGACCCUGUGGGCACCCUCAGGUCUCACAUAACUGCCACACCGACGACAAAGACUGCCCUCAAUGCCCUUUCCUGGUGGAGAAGCGGUGUGUCUGCGGCAAGCAAACACUCAAGAACCAGCCCUGCUGGUUUCAGGAGCCAAGAUGUGGCAAGCCAUGUGGCAAGGAGCUCAAGUGUGGUUUCCACAAGUGCCGUAAACUCUGCCACCGCGAUGGUGACUGCGAAGACGUCGAUAUCCCAGGCUCGCAUUGCAGUCAGCCCUGCAUGAAAGCUCGGCAGUCCUGCGACCACGUCGAUAUCGAGCCCUGCCACGCACCAUACGCCUGCAAGGAAGACCGCCCGUGCCAGGCAAAGACAUUUGUGACAUGCGAGUGUCAGCACAGAAAGCAAGAGGUCAAAUGCGGAGCGACGAGGACCAAUGCGUGGCCCUCGCGAAUCACUCUCAAAUGCGACGACGAGUGUCUCCGAAUGCAGCGCAACGCGCGGCUUGCCGAUGCACUCAACAUCGACCCCUCGACACAUCAGGACGACCACGUCCCUUAUUCUGAUACGACUCUGAAGCUGUACCGCGAAAACCCGCAGUGGGCACAGACCUAUGAGCGAGAGUACCGGGUCUUUGCUGCCGAUGCGGGCGAGAAGCGGCUGCGUUUCAAGCCGAUGCAGGCCCACCAACGGGCCUUCCUGCACUCUCUAGCAGAGGACUUUGGCUUCGACAGCGAGAGCAGCGACCCCGAGCCCCAUCGCCAUGUGUGCUUGUUCAAGACUCCGCGGUUCGUUGCGGCGCCGACCAAGACGCUUUCGCAGUGCGCCAGGAUUCGUGCUGCGGCAGCCCAGCCGGUGGCCGCUGCUGCAUCGUCAUCGACGGCUGCCAACAUCAGUGCCGAGGCCGAGGCUGCGGCCAAACUGCCAUGGAACGCCCUGGUGUUGACGUCUCCGCGAUUCGGUCUGACCAUUGAGGAGGUGGAAAAGGCGCUCAAGCCGGACUACACGGCACACCCUACAGUGACCUUCUUGACGAGCUUCCUCCCGUCUGAGGAAGUGGUGAUCCGCGGCACCGGGCCGUGGCUGCCCACAGCUCUAGAGAACGCGCUCACCUCCCUCAAGGGCGCGGCAACCCCCAAGCUCAAGCGCCUCGACCUGAUCAAGAGCGCGGGCGGCGUGUUCCUGUGCCACGCGGACAACUCGCUCAACAUCCUGCGGCGCGAGGACGCCAAGGGGGGAUCCGGCAGCGGUGCCGGAGGGUGGAGCUCGGUAGUCGCGGGCAAGUCCGCUGCUCGCCCGAGGCAGGUCGCUCCUUCUGGUCCGGCCUUCACGCCCCUCCGCAGCAAGUUCAUCGCUCUGAGGAAGAAGCCUGUCGAGGUUGAGCCCGUCGAGGACGACUGGGAGGCCGCUGCGGACAACCUGGACGCCGACGAGGGGCAGUCGGGACGGGCAAACACAGCUGACGUCCACGCCCGAGAGGAGACGGGCGACAAGUCUCUCGAGACUGUAGCAUAG
Molecule: messenger RNA, 3486 nt
Organism: Microdochium trichocladiopsis
Lineage: Eukaryota; Fungi; Ascomycota; Sordariomycetes; Xylariales; Microdochiaceae
Exons: 2
Coding region: 1-3486 (1161 amino acids)
Biological process (GO): negative regulation of transcription by RNA polymerase II
Cellular component (GO): nucleus
Molecular function (GO): RNA polymerase II transcription regulatory region sequence-specific DNA binding; DNA-binding transcription factor activity, RNA polymerase II-specific; zinc ion binding
Source: RefSeq, a predicted model, not a curated record